AUGGCGCAAUCUUCUCAGCUUACAGCCCUUUACGCACCGAUCAACUGGGUCGCCGAGGAGAAUAUCAUCUUUGGACCUUUGGCUACCCCUUUCCUCGACAGCUGGGUUCAGAGAGUUCUCGAUGAAAAUUACUGGGACUGUUCCGAGGCCUUCACGAGGUUGAUCGCAAGAUUCAGGCUCCUUGUUCGGCACAGAGAAGACUUCGUUAAGGAAUGCCAAGGCAUUGAAUACUGGUGUCCAAACGGGAAUUGGCUUCAACCUCCUUCUGCCCGACCCAAGGUGGGAGAACCGGAGCUCCCGACUCCACAGGAGUAUGGCCAUGUCCAGCGACCGUAUGGUCGUAUUGGCAUUGGCAUUGACUCAGGCAAGAAUAGCUCGUCUAUUGCUCUCCUUGUCCCGCCUUUUAGACGUCACGAAUUACCUGCGAUGGAGCCGCCUGCUGAAGCUCGAGGACCCCCUUCGAGAUUCGAUACUAGGCUGUUGCCUUUGGGACCGAAUACCUAA
This is a messenger RNA of Neurospora crassa OR74A, 504 nucleotides long. RefSeq lists its product as hypothetical. Lineage: Eukaryota; Fungi; Ascomycota; Sordariomycetes; Sordariales; Sordariaceae. The record is from RefSeq and is a predicted model, not a curated record. Bases 1 to 504 code for a protein of 167 amino acids. The transcript has 2 exons.